UCAUCAAUCUGAGCUCUUCUUAUUUUACCAUUGUUCUAGGUGUUAUCUCACUUACACACAAGAGGCUGAAGAAGUAAGAUACCUGAGCUUACAGUGAAUAUUGAGUCUUAUAAAGAAGUUCAGAAUUUGAGGAGCAAUGAACUCCAGAAACUAUCUGUCCAUCACCUUGCUGCUGUUACUUCUAAAAUGUAGUGUGUGGGAAAGUGCAGACAUAGUGGUGGAACUAGCCAACACACAUCUUCUGUCUCCAGGAGAUUACAGGCUGAUUCUCAAUACACAAGAGACAGAAUUUCCAAGUGACUGUUUUGAACUUUACCGAAAUGCUGAUGGCAAUGCAAACAAUGGCCUUUACAUUAUUAAACCAGGAAAAGAGCCCAUUGUCGCGUAUUGUGAUAUGCAGAGUGGUGGUUGGACUGUAAUUCAGCAUAUUACAGUCAACAGCACAGUAGAUUUUGAUAGGAGCUGGGAGGACUACAAGCAAGGAUUUGGUUUUGUUACGGGAGAUCACUGGCUAGGAAAUCAAUACAUGUAUGAGCUGACCAACAAAGGAGGAAGGUAUAAGCUGGCAAUAAAGUUAGUUGAUAUGAAUGCAGAGAUUAAAUGGGGAGAGUAUGACCCUUUUCGAAUUGAAAAUGAGAAGUUAAAGUAUAAAAUCAGGUUGGGUUUGUAUGAAGGAACUGCUGUCGAUGCUCUGACACAAGAUACGGAUGCCUACCUGCAUGACAAUCAGAAGUUCACGACUAAAGACAGUGAUAAUGAUAACUAUUUUCAGAACUGUGCCAAACUCGAAUACCGUGGCACAGCAGGUGGAGGGUGGUGGUAUGACUCUUGUGCUGGUGCCAACCUGAAUCGCAGGAACGUUAUUUACUGGCAGAAAGACUGUAACAAAGAACACCUGUGCAAAUACGCCUGGAUGAUGGUAAAACCUUCUGAAUAUGGAAAACAAGAGUCAUCCAGCAGAUGUCAUCGAGAUGAGCUGUAAUUUUAAAGUUAUUUAGGAAAUAGUAAAUGGGUUAUUGAACACAUAUUGUUUUCUUUUUAUCAUUUGCAUAGCUUCCAUAAUGUUUGUAAUUCUUAUAAUAUACUGCUUGAGGUAAGUUAUUUUAUCUUGAUACAAAAAUAAUCAUCAGAUUCUGUAUUUUUGAGCUCACGUUUGCCAAAUUACGUCUGACAUUUAAAUAAAAUUUUCUUUUUCUCUGUGUU
This is a messenger RNA of Protopterus annectens (West African lungfish), 1203 nucleotides long. RefSeq names its product fibrinogen-like protein 1-like protein. The record is from RefSeq and is a predicted model, not a curated record. The transcript has 3 exons. The coding region runs from base 137 to 982 and encodes 281 amino acids. Lineage: Eukaryota; Metazoa; Chordata; Ceratodontiformes; Protopteridae.